AUGCUGGACUGCAGUGACUAUGUUCUAGACUCAAGAAUGAAUAAUCCGUCAGAAACCAGUAAACCGUCUAUGGAGAGUGGAGAUGGCAACACAGGCACACAAACCAAUGGUCUGGACUUUCAGAAGCAGCCCGUGCCUGUUGGGGGAGCAAUCUCAACGGCCCAGGCCCAGGCUUUUCUGGGACAUCUCCAUCAGGUCCAGCUCGCUGGAACAAGUUUACAGGCUGCUGCUCAGUCUUUAAAUGUACAGUCUAAAUCUAAUGAAGAAUCGGGGGAUUCACAGCAGCCAAGCCAGCCUUCCCAGCAGCCUUCAGUGCAGGCAGCCAUCCCCCAGACCCAGCUGAUGCUGGCUGGAGGACAGAUAACUGGGCUUACCUUGACGCCGGCCCAGCAACAGUUACUGCUACAGCAGGCGCAGGCGCAGGCACAGCUGCUGGCCGCCGCGGUCCAACAGCACUCCGCCAGCCAACAGCACAGCGCUGCCGGGGCCACCAUCUCAGCCUCCGCCGCCACGCCCAUGACGCAGAUCCCCCUGUCGCAGCCCAUCCAGAUCUCCCAGGAUCUGCAGCAACUGCAGCAGCUUCAGCAGCAGAAUCUCAACCUGCAGCAGUUUGUGUUGGUCCAUCCGACCACCAACUUGCAGCCAGCGCAGUUUAUCAUCUCACAGACGCCCCAGGGCCAGCAGGGUCUCCUGCAAGCGCAAAAUCUUUUAACGCAACUACCUCAGCAAAGCCAAGCCAACCUCCUACAGUCGCAGCCAAGCAUCACCCUCACCUCCCAGCCAGCAACCCCAACGCGCACAAUAGCGGCAACCCCGAUUCAGACACUUCCACAGAGCCAGUCAACACCAAAGCGAAUUGAUACCCCCAGCUUGGAGGAGCCCAGUGACCUUGAGGAGCUUGAGCAGUUUGCCAAGACCUUCAAACAAAGACGAAUCAAACUCGGAUUCACUCAGGGCGAUGUUGGGCUCGCUAUGGGUAAGCUGUAUGGAAAUGACUUCAGCCAAACCACCAUCUCUCGCUUUGAAGCCUUGAACCUCAGCUUUAAGAACAUGUGCAAGCUAAAGCCACUUUUGGAGAAGUGGCUCAAUGAUGCAGAGAACCUCUCAUCUGAUUCGGGUCUCUCCAGCCCAAGUGCCCUGAAUUCUCCAGGGCUGGGAAUGGAGGGCUUGAACCGUAGGAGGAAGAAACGCACCAGCAUAGAGACCAACAUCCGUGUGGCCUUAGAGAAGAGUUUCUUGGAAAAUCAAAAGCCUACCUCGGAAGAGAUCACCAUGAUUGCUGAUCAGCUCAGUAUGGAAAAAGAGGUGAUUCGUGUUUGGUUUUGUAACCGCCGCCAGAAAGAAAAAAGAAUCAACCCACCGAGCAGUGGUGGGACCAGCAGCUCACCUAUCAAAGCAAUUUUCCCCAGUCCAACCUCACUGGUGGCAACCACGCCAAGCCUUGUGACUAGCAGUGCGGCCACGACCCUCACUGUCAACCCGGUCCUCCCACUAAGCAGCGCUGCGGUCACGAGCCUGUCUGUCACAGGCACCACAGACAGCACCUCCAACAACACUGCCACCGUGAUCUCCACCGCGCCGCCAGCUUCCUCCGCAGUCACGUCCCCCUCGCUGAGCCCCUCCCCGUCCGCCUCGGCCUCCGCCUCCGAGGCAUCCGGCGCCAGCGAGACCAGCACAACGCAGACCACCUCCACUCUGUCCUCUCCUCUCGGCACCAGCCAGGUGAUGGUGACGGCGUCAGGGUUGCAAACGGCGGCGGCCGCCGCCCUCCAAGGGGCCGCGCAGCUGCCGGCCAACGCCAGUCUCGCCGCCAUGGCCGCCGCCGCGGGACUGAGCCCAGGCCUGAUGGCGCCCUCGCAGUUCGCAGCUGGAGGUGCCUUACUCAGUCUCAAUCCAGGGACCCUGGGCGGUGCUCUCAGCCCGGCUCUCAUGAGCAACAGUACACUGGCAACUAUUCAAGCUCUCGCUUCUGGUGGCUCUCUUCCAAUAACGUCACUGGAUGCGACUGGGAACCUGGUAUUUGCCAAUGCGGGAGGAGCCCCCAACAUCGUGACUGCCCCCCUGUUCCUGAACCCUCAGAACCUCUCUCUGCUCACCAGCAACCCAGUGAGCUUGGUCUCCGCCGCCGCAGCCUCCGCAGGGAACUCUGGGCCUGUAGCCAGCCUCCACGCCACCUCCGCGUCCGCCGAGUCCAUCCAGAACUCUCUCUUCACGGUGGCCUCUGCCAGCGGGGCCGCCUCCACCACCACCACCGCCUCCAAGGCACAGUGA
This is a messenger RNA of Puma concolor (puma), 2271 nucleotides long. RefSeq names its product POU class 2 homeobox 1 (gene POU2F1). Gene Ontology annotation, cellular component: nucleus. Gene Ontology annotation, molecular function: DNA-binding transcription factor activity, RNA polymerase II-specific; RNA polymerase II cis-regulatory region sequence-specific DNA binding. Gene Ontology annotation, biological process: regulation of transcription by RNA polymerase II. Lineage: Eukaryota; Metazoa; Chordata; Mammalia; Carnivora; Felidae. The record is from RefSeq and is a predicted model, not a curated record.